GUGGUGUCAAAGGUUUUUCAGAACCGACUGGUGAAUGAAUACACUGAAUUUUUAAUGCUAAAAGUGAUAACUGUCUGUGAGGAAUAGGGAAAAGCAUAAGAAAAGGGACGAAAUAUGUUUAUUGUGUAUUGCUGAACAGAAUAUUCUGGGAACAAGGAGGAGAGAAGCUGAAAAUAAAGUUCCAACAGCUCAGCCACGGAAAGGCGUAAGAUUGAGCCGUCGGCAGCUCUUUUCAGCCGUGGUGAGAGAGGGACUCGAGUAUUUUAAAACGGGUUGAUGGAUCAGCAGGCUGGGCAGGAAAUCUAGUGUGAGCGCCAGGUGUGCAUCUCCCGCGGAGGGUGUGAUGCUGAGGACCCGCACACGCCGCGAGAGCCGAGCGGAGCUGCGGCUGCGUUCAUCCCUCAUCUCUCCUCUCCAGCUGUCCUCGGCUCCGGCCGGCGGGACCCAGCCCCGGGGGCUCCGCGGUGCCGCCGCCGCGGCCUGCCCGCCGUGCCGCGCCCCAGGCCCGCCGAGCCCGCGGGAUGCUCGGGCCGCGCCUGCGGAGCCGCUCCGGGUAGGCAAACAGCCCCGGGGCCCGAGGGGCUCCGCGCCUGCCCGGCCGGCCCCGCCGGUGGGUCCCGGGCCGCCGCGGGCGCUGCCGGCCGAGGGGAGCGGCGGGGCCGGGGCGGGGCCGCCCCACAGGUGCCGCCGGGCGGGCGGAGCGGAGCCGCCCCGGGCUCCCCCCGCCGCGGGGGCGGGCCGAGCCCAGCCCAGCGCGGGGGCCGGGUCGCCGCCGCCCCCGCCCCCCGCCGGAGCCGCCCGCCAGCCGCGCCGGGCCGGGCCGGGCCGUGCCGGGAGCCGCCGGAGCUGGAACUGGUACCGGUGUCGGCUCCGCUGCCGCGGCCGCGCCCGCCGCUGCUGGGGGAGGCGGUGCCCGCGCCGCGCCCCCGCGCCCCGCCCGCCCCCGGCAGCAGCAGCAGCGGCAGCGGCAGCCUCAGCACCUCCGCCAGCUCCGCCAGCAGCUCCAGCAGCAGCACCAUGGACCUGUCCUUCAUGGCCGCGCAGGUGGUGCGCGACGCUUCCUGUUAUGGGAGGAGCCUUUAUGGACUCACCCAACGAGGACUUUAGUACAGAGUACUCCCUGUUUAACUCAUCAGCCAACGUCCAUGCAGCUUCUUCCAUGCAGAAUCCACCAGAAGAGACAUCCCGUUCUUCAAAUGAUGCCAUAUUGUUAUGGAUUGCAAUAAUAGCAACAAUUGGAAAUAUUGUGGUUGUGGGAGUGGUGUAUGCCUUCACCUUCUAGGAUGACUGUCACUACAAACACUGGAAGAAAGGAAAUCUUCAACAGUAUUUGUCAUGUGUAUGUAUGUAUGUAUGUAUGUGUGUAUAUAUACAUGUAUAUUUAUAUCUAUAUAAAUACAUAAAAGUAGAGACUUUGUUGAUUAUGUGCUGCCACAGUCAUGGAAAUGAAAUGCGAGUUAAUCAUCUUAAGUCUUGAUGGCAGAAAGUUUGGAUGCAAAUUGUAUGGAGGUGAGAGCUUUAUUUGAGAACAGAGCCAAUACCAGUUUUGUAUAGAAAUGUAAUAAAAGAGAGAUCAACUAGGCUAUAGUAAAUACAGAGAGAUAUUUAUAUAGAAAGUGCUUAUUUUCUAUUGUAGAAUUUUCUAGCAGCUCAUCUGCAGUUUUGGGAGGGUUUUUUUGUGCAUUUUUUUACUGUAGAAUAAUGUUACAUGGAAUUGUUCCAGGUCGUGUUUUCUGGACAUCUUAAUUUCCUGGAUGGACCAAGUGGUUGGCAUUGGCUCGGUUCUGAUGAAGUCCAAGUUCAUUAUGUGUAAUUCUUCAGCAUGGCUGUAGACUCCUGGGCUGUAUUCAAAAUCAUGGGUCUCACAGCCAUGAACAGGCAGAGGCAGGCUGUCUGUUACCUUCCAGUAUCAGUAACUGGAGCUGGUAAUCAAUAAAGUGAUGCUGAACCUGCCUGCUGUUCGGGAGGAGGCACAGCUAUUGCUGCUCUGCAGACCCUCUGAAUUUCAGAGGAGAAAAUGAUAAACAGAGCAUUUCUGUCUAGAGGCACUGGGUUGCAGUGGUUUGUAAAUGUGUCGGUGCCGGGAAACAAAAGCCUCAUACCACUUUCAUAAGGUUGUUAAUGUACUGGAAGAAUGAUGGGAAAAUUGUGAAGCCUAAUUAAUAGUGAAUAUGUCUAUGAGAAAGAUAAAAGAAAGGUUGGGCACUUCUGUGCUUAUGUGGGGGUGAAUUCAAGAGUUUGAUAUGUCCUGGGGUAGAAACAAUACAAGAAAAGUAAUAAGUGUCAGAUGGGCAAGUGCUUAUAUCUCAGUAUUAAUGUAUCUUUGGGUUCUGUGAGGGUCUUGGAAGUGAUUUUUUUAUAGCUGGCUUUGGGUCAUGACUCUGAUUAUCCUUUGGAUUUGUUCCACUGAGAGGUAACAUUUUUACUGCAUUUUUUCCCAUGGGCAAUUAAUUUUCAAGAGCUGUAUCCUUUCAAGACAAGCUGUAGCCUCCCUUGCUUGAGAGACUGUGAAAUCUUGAGAAAAGAAAAAAAACCCACUGCUGUUGGAAAUCUUCCUGCACCCCCAUAAAAAUCAAGCAACAAUACAUAAAAUGUAUGCACUUUGAGAGCAGCAGACAAAUUCUUCUUCUGUGUCUGCAUGUACUGUCUAGGUUUUCUGUCUCAUAUAGCUACUACCCUAAUUCCAGAAAGCCUUGUCUGCAGGCACAGAGACUAUUUUUGACACUUGCCUGCCACUGAGCUUGAGGCUGGGCUAAGAGCUGCUGAAUGUAUAGAGAGGUUUGGAUUUUUGUCUUUUCUCUUUAAACCCAUUUUCCUGCAGGGCUGGUGGACAGUUACUUGAAUUAAACCAGCAGGCCCCAAAUCUGUAUUUAGAACUACUCAGCAGUCACUGUGUAUAUUUUUUCCUCUCUAUGAACUGUCCUUUAAAGCUAGGAAAGAUGCAAACAGAGCUAGCAGUGAGAAGAAAAGAAAUUAGGUUAUUUUAAGGCUGAGAACACCAAUUAUGAGCUUCUGUGUGUGUUGUUAUUUCCCUAUUUGGAGGCAGGAUUUUGUGAAGAUGGUUGAGGACAGACAAGACCUAUACUGGGAAAAAGUUUGAGAAGCCCAGUUCUGAAAGAUCAGAGGGAAAGCAAAUUCUGCGCAAUAAGAUAACUUUAGUCUUAAGAAUGAUAGAAAAAUAGUGAUUUUCGUUUUCUAAAAUAGCUAUUAAUUCCUUCCUAGCUACAGGACAGUGAAAAGACAGGAGCUGCAUAAAUAGUGUACCUUGUUUUUGCACCCCUCCUUAUUCUUGCUGAGCAGAAAUGAAGCUGUUGGAAAACUGCAGAGAAGUUUCCAACUUUCCAAUUUCCAACAGAAUUGAGCAGGACAAGGUCUGGUGUGUAAACAUGUAGGAUCCAUGAAAAUAUUGCUUAAUGUAAUGUACUGUCCCCAACCAUUUUCUGAUAUUCUGUUGCCUUUGUAAUUUUAUGAGUUACUCACGGACUUUUCUUCAUUGUUCCUACAGGCUGUGUAGUUAGGCCAGAUCCUGCAAGCAUUUUUGCAUAAAGAGCAAAACAUUUCCACCAUGACUAAAGCCAAUUUGACACAAUGGUACUUGCCCAGUGGGAUUAUUCUGGUGCUUAAUGAAUUUGCUAGUGGAGUGCUUUGCUUAAAUUUCCUAGAAUAUUAAUCUUGGUGCAAUUAGCAAUGUCUGCAUCUGUCUCCCACAGCACUGGACUAAACUCUUCAACCAUGAAGAAAAGCAUUAGAGUGGGAACAGUAAAGGACCACUGUUCAGCUAAUGAAACCAAGUGACACUUUUGUGUUGCUUUUCCCAAAGAAAAUGCCCUACUUUUGUGUGAAACUGAUAGUAAUAUCAGGAGCAAUGGAAAACAAUGAGUUCCACCUCCUGCAUCCACAUCAUCAUCAUACAUAUUUUCAUUGUUAGAGGCUUUGUUGUCAAGAAGGGCCAGACAAAACUUUAAUUUAAGUAAUUGGCUUGACAGGGUGACAUGGCAAGCUGGGUGCAAGCUGCAAGUGCAGGCAUCUUCUGCCUCAUAGUUAAACUGCACACUGACUGUACAACUUCUCUGUCGGGAGGAAAAGUUAGUUUUAGGAUGCAGGUACAAGGAUACUGCAUGUGAGGGUCUGUGUGGAAUAUUGUCAGGUGUACUGAAGAUUCCUGAACUGCAGUGGCCAGAGCUGGUUCAAGAUCUGAUCUACUUCGUGAUAAUAUGCACACUGUAUUUCUGGAUGUUGUGUUCUGGUUUCAUCCACUACAACCACUUCUCUCUUCUGGGAGGUUAACGAAGGUUUAAAUUAAGCCAUUGAAAAAAGAAAGGGCACUAAAUCAUCGUAAAGUUCAGAGAAGCUACAGAGGGGAAUGGAGCAGUGGCUGGGUGGUGGAUGUUUCACAGGUAUGGUCCAGUGAAAUGUGUUGCCUCUUGAACUGUCAACACAGCUUGACUUGGAGCACUGUAGCUUCUCCUUUCAUUGGAGCCAGGCAGCUGGAUAAUUGAUGUCACUCUCUGAGGAAUGAUGGGGAAACCCAAACACAUUCCCCAGAGCUGUUUUCUGAAGCUUUUCUUUAAAAGAAGAGGGUUCUGUGCUUUGCUGAGCACUUUGUGAAUCAGCCUGAGAAAAGGAUUCCACUUGAUCAGUGCUUCAAUUAAAAAUGUCUAGCACAGAUCGCAGUUAGAAAAUCCUGGCUGCAGUUCAUUCUGGGGUAGAUGAAGCAAACCACUUUCUGUGUGCUCUACCUCGAGGGGUGUUUUACCUCCAGCUGUGUUGUGCAACCUCGUUGCACAAACACAAGAAGCAAUUUUGCCUGCAAAGUUAUCAAUGAGCCAAGGAAGACAAACUGGGGUGCCCUAAUAAUUCUGUUUUAGCCAUGCCCUCUAGGGAUCUAUGGCAACAUACCAAAUAAUAAAGCUGCCUCUAAAUUUUUUUUUCUCAAAGCAGCCAGCAGCUCAACACAGCAGCUGUGCAGCCACCAAAUCAAAGAGACUAAAGGCUGAAGAGUUAUUCAGGUGGGUGCAAUGGCCCAUUAGAAAGGAGAACUGAGUGGGCAACCCACACAGCUAUUCCUGUUGUAUUUUUAUCUGCAAGUAGCAGUCUGUACUUGCCCACAGCAUUAACACCCUGUAUUUCUGUGUCAACAGAUUUGCAAAACUGAAAAACCAAUUUUGAAAUUGAUGCAACAGGAGUAGCAGAGAGACUUGUCUGCGACAAAUAAUGUAUUUAGCCUUUUCAGUGGGCAGAUGAGUCAUAGAUAUCUCAUAAGUAAUGAGAUCCCUGCUCCAAAAUCCUCACUUGCAACAGUACUUGAGGCCAGUCAGCAUCCCACCCAACUGCUGAGCAGACUGUAAUAAUCAGUCCCAAAUCAAGAGUAAAUAGAAGCAUCCAGCCAUUAUUGUCUUACCCUGUACACCCAUUUCAACACAAAAGAAAAAAAUACACCUUUGUGUCUGGGACCAAAUGAAAACAGGAGCCUCUAGUCUAUGGGUUGUUAUGUAUUUUGUCUAUUAUUAAAAGCUUUCAUUUUGCUAUUCUCAA
Messenger RNA from Prinia subflava (tawny-flanked prinia), 5535 nucleotides. RefSeq names its product chromosome 5 C14orf132 homolog (gene C5H14orf132). The transcript is spliced from 2 exons. The coding region runs from base 344 to 1282 and encodes 312 amino acids. Lineage: Eukaryota; Metazoa; Chordata; Aves; Passeriformes; Cisticolidae. The record is from RefSeq and is a predicted model, not a curated record.